Molecule: messenger RNA, 639 nt
Organism: Penicillium longicatenatum
Lineage: Eukaryota; Fungi; Ascomycota; Eurotiomycetes; Eurotiales; Aspergillaceae
Exons: 4
Source: RefSeq, a predicted model, not a curated record
AUGGACUUCCACCUAGUACCACGGGGAACCGACCGCAACUAUACAGGCUUCCUGACCAAGACGAUUGUCUACACAGGCACCCUGGUAGUGUUCCUAGCUUCGUUCGGGUUGACGAUCAGCGCCAUCGUUAUCCCCAAAUGGGUCAGCUAUCACAGUGAAAAGCCCGCUCACCACUAUUCUUAUGGCCUCCACCGUCGAUGCUCCUCCUUAUCCGAUACAUGUGAGGGUUUUCCCGCACGCGAAGACUGUCAUGGCGAAGACCGAUAUUUCUGCUCUAUGUGGCGCUCUGUGGGGUUCUUGAUGUCCUUUGCCGUUGUGUUGCAGGCCAUGAGUAUCGUCGCCUACAUGAUCAUCCUAGGAGGAGGAAAACGGCUCCGUGAAAAUGGGUGGCGUGUCCUCAGCAUCCUGAUUAUAUUGUCUGCUGUUAUUCAAGCGGCGAGUAUGUCGAUAGUGGCAUACCUCUUUGACAAUGAAGAUCGGUUCUUCGUUGGUUGGCAAUUGGAUGAGUCCUGGAUCUAUUGCACUGUUAGUCUGUGUAUUGGUCUGAUUUGCGCUGGCGCAGUCAUCGUCGCGGCCCAUGUCUUGCCCUCUGAGGGUGGGUAUGAGCUUAUCCCUGAUCAUGAUGAUAUCAGGGUAGAG